AUGCAGCCGUCAUCCUGGUCGUCAGCUACUCCAAAAGCCGUCUCAAUGACCCCUUUCAUUCUCCAAGCUCAAGAAAGUGCUCAUCGAAAAAGUCAGUCUAUUCGAAGACCAGAUCGUGUGCAACGUUUUAACAAUCAGCGUGUAAUGGUUAACAAAACAUGGAAACGUUCAAGAAUUUUUCUUCAGCAAAUGAUUUCUAGAAUGGCAAUUACUCAAAAGCUGAUUCGUCGACAGAGAGGUAUUAAUUCCUCCACGAACCUUACCCUUGAUAUUCUCAUGCCACAACCAAUCUUUCAGGUCCGUGCCUUCCAGUUAUUCAAAGAUCCACAACCCACGCGUGAAGCCAUAAUUCAAAGUCGUUCAAAAUCUACAAGAGUUAUUCUAAAUGUUGGUGGUGAUAGACACGAAGUUAUGUGGCGAACAUUGGAAAAGAUACCCCAUUCCAGACUAGGAAGGCUUCAACAUGCUGUGACUCAUCAAGAAAUAAUGCAACUCUGUGAUGACUACAAUAUUGAAGCAAAUGAAUAUUUCUUUGACCGUCAUCCACAAACAUUUGGAUGUGUUUUAAAUAUGUAUCGCACUGGACAUCUUCAUACUCUGGAGGAUAUUUGCGUUCUUGCCUAUCACAGUGAUCUAAUCUACUGGGGCAUAGAAGAUCAUAAUAUGGAUCCCUGCUGCCUAAGUAGAUACUAUCAAAAGAAGGAACAUGUUGAGGAAGAAAUGAAGAAGGUGAAUGAAAUUUUUAUGCAACAGAUGGAUGAGGAGUAUUUUGGAGAAGAUAAAUGUGCCAUCUACCGCAAAAAGCUCUGGGAUAUUCUCGAAAAACCGCAAACGUCCACUGCAGCCAGGGUGAGUUUUUUUUAA
Molecule: messenger RNA, 864 nt
Organism: Rodentolepis nana
Lineage: Eukaryota; Metazoa; Platyhelminthes; Cestoda; Cyclophyllidea; Hymenolepididae
Source: the annotation of a GenBank genome assembly